Molecule: messenger RNA, 378 nt
Organism: Pongo pygmaeus (Bornean orangutan)
Lineage: Eukaryota; Metazoa; Chordata; Mammalia; Primates; Hominidae
Product: large ribosomal subunit protein uL29-like
Exons: 1
Coding region: 10-378 (122 amino acids)
Biological process (GO): maturation of LSU-rRNA from tricistronic rRNA transcript (SSU-rRNA, 5.8S rRNA, LSU-rRNA); translation
Cellular component (GO): cytosolic large ribosomal subunit; ribosome
Molecular function (GO): structural constituent of ribosome; mRNA binding
Source: RefSeq, a predicted model, not a curated record
UGUGCAGCAAUGGCCAAGAUCAAGGCUCGAGAUAUUCGCGGGAAGAAGGGGGAGCUGCUGAAACAGCUGGACGACCUGAAGGUGGAACUGUCCCAGCUGCGCGUCGCCAAAGUGACAGGCGGUGCGGCCUCCAAGCUCCCUAAGAUCCCAGUCGUCCGAAAAUCCAUUGCCCGUGUUCUCACAGUUAUUAACCAGACUCAGAAAGAAAACCUCAGGAAAUUCUACAAGGGCAAGAAGUACAAGCCUCUGGACCUGCGGCCUAAGAAGACACGCGCCAUGCGCCGCCGGCUUAACAAGCACGAGGAGAACCUGAAGACCAAGAAGCAGCAGCGGAAAGAGCAGCUGUACCCGCUGCGGAAGUACGCGGUCAAGGCCUGA